AUGAUCAACCGCACCUGGUUUAUCGCCUGUGUUCUUCUCUGCAUCUCAAUGAUCAGCUACACGGACGCUCAAUGGUCUAACCCUAUCAAGUCUGUGAUUUCGGGUGUUGGGACCUAUUUUGCACGUCAGCUUCCCAAGACACUCACUGGCCCGUUUGGACCUGAUCCGACCCAUCCUAACCUGAGGUUCUGGUUCACUCCGGAUACCUUCGAGCAGGACAACGUCGCAGACAACACGCCCGUUGAAACGUGGAGAAACGUAGCCCAGCUUGGAGUGAUCAAUGGAGUACAGACUCUCUAUGGUGAUCCUGAACAACCUGAGAGAUUGAUGCAAACUACAUCUUCUCAGAAGCCACUGUACAAGCGCGGAGUCCUGAAUGGCCAUGGAGUUGUACGAUUUGCCCGAUCAAACACAGAUGGGAGCACAGGACAACGACUCGUAAUGUACCAGAAUAGCUCUGCAACAGACAAGGGCUUCAUGAUGAAUCCUUUCGCUAAUUCCUUCACCAUGAUGAUGGUGGUCAAAACCAAUCAGAACGUAGGAGAUACCGGAGAGAUGGGAAUUUUCAGCGCAGGAGAGACAGAAAAUGGGGCGACGGGUGAGAAGGGAUUGCAUGUCUUCAAGACAUGCUCUACCUGUACUCAGAACGGAGGUAGCCCCCCGAAAUGCUUUCAGGGAAAGUAUGCUAGUCUUAGCACCCUGAAUGCACUCUAUGGUCAGAGCACAGAGAUUUUGACCGGAAGUGAAGCAGCAAUGAAGAACUUAUGUGUUUUGAAUUCAAAACAACUUUUGAGCGAGGUAAAUCAUGUGAAUAGAAUUUUGACCGUUCGUGUCACAAAUUCGAACUCGCAGGCAACUCUUGAAGUCUUCAUCGAUGGGUUGCAUGCCAGCACGCAGCCUCCGAUCCAAAUUUCUCAAGUCACCCCUCCGACUAUCGUUCAAUUCAUGUUGGGCGUGAAGGCAUUCAACAAUGACACCAAUCUGCAGUACAUGUCUGGAGACAUUGCAGAGGUUCUUGUGUACAAUACUUCUCUGACAAAUCUUGAAGCGGACAGGAUCGUUUCUAACUCCAUGACGGAACUUACUAUGGAGACUGCAAUCACUGGUGUGGCUUCUGGCGAUGCUGUCAUUAUCGCAAAUGCUCACAAGGUCAAACUCGCUGGGGCAACAAAUAUUUAUGGAAUCAAAGCGGCAGAUGAGGAUGACUACUAUAGCUACAAACGCGGGAUGAACAUAUUCUUCCCAACAGGGCGAUGCGAGGGAAAAGCUGCACGUAUUUUGAGCUACAAUGCAACCUCGAGAUGCGCAACCAUCGGAGGAGACUUGGAAGUGGGCGACUACGACCUUCAAAGUGUUGCCACCCUGAAAGACCAAUGGGGAUUCUGCUCUGGUACUAACUGCCAGGAUUCUGAGCAAAACCACAAGUGGCUGCACAACAGGAAUGCAGAUCACUGCCUCAUCAUCAACGGGAACCGUACUGCCUGUGUCCCAGAGCCAGGACAGAGAUAUUUGAUCGCACGAGACUACAAGUAUCAGAACGUCCGGACUAGUGGAUACUAUUACGGAGCAAAUUACAUCAGUGGCGGAGCAUUUCAAGAAGGGCCAGCGUCUGGGGGAUCUUUUGUUCGCAUACGUGGAGCUUAUCUCUUUCCCAAUGACAUGCACAUUGAUGGAGUGGCAAGUGUUACAAACGUUCAGCUGAUGAAUGGUAAAGACGCGAUCACCAACUUGAAGUAUCUCCAGGUCAAGAUUGGAGGGAACGUUGCGGAUGCUUGUACCCUCUACAAUUUUCCACGGGGAAAUGAUCCAGCUGGCACGAGGUCCCUGACUGUGUACGACUACAGCGCAGUGGACGAGCUGCCUGAGAUUCGAUGCAAAGUGCCGUCUGGCGUCGGAAAUGGAAAUGACUUGGAAGUUUCGUGGCACGGGGUAGCAGUCACCAUCUCCAAUUGGUUCAAGUACUCCAAGCCGAUUGUUCGAAGGGUCUCUCCUGUUUCCGUCUCGUACAGUGGAGGAGAUAAAAUCACCAUCUACGGCAACAACUUCGGUCCUCAGGCUGCUUGGGCGACGGGGUCCAGUCAUCCGGGAAGGAUAGAGCUCUACAAUCGCGGAUAUCAGUCGUGUAGCAAGGUGGAAUACAUCUCGGACAGCGAACUCCGAUGCAUUGUUCCUGCUCUUCGUCCGGUGAACUUGAACUUUGACAAGAGCACGAGGACUCUCAAUGUCAAAGUCGUUGUGAACGUGGGCAAUCAAGCAAGUGCGUUGGACACAGCCCCCGCCUUGACGUACCAGAAGGUUCCAACCUACUACUCUUGUGCUAUCGCUGCCAACGACGUCUGCAUGAGCUGCUGCAGAGGAGCAUGCAUGCUUGACGCCAUCGCAGACAGCCCGACCUCGUCGAUCUCCUCCAGUUGCGAUACAACUUGCUAUCGGUUUUGCGGGAUCUUGUCCUCAAGUCGACGACUGCUUGAGGUGCUUCGUCAGAUCAUGGAGACACGGAAUAGCACCAGGCGCUAG
Molecule: messenger RNA, 2517 nt
Organism: Guillardia theta CCMP2712
Lineage: Eukaryota; Cryptophyceae; Pyrenomonadales; Geminigeraceae
Exons: 20
Coding region: 1-2517 (838 amino acids)
Source: RefSeq, a predicted model, not a curated record